Molecule: messenger RNA, 7812 nt
Organism: Phyllostomus hastatus (greater spear-nosed bat)
Lineage: Eukaryota; Metazoa; Chordata; Mammalia; Chiroptera; Phyllostomidae
Gene: CPEB4
Product: cytoplasmic polyadenylation element binding protein 4
Exons: 10
Coding region: 1434-3623 (729 amino acids)
Biological process (GO): negative regulation of cytoplasmic translation
Cellular component (GO): cytoplasm; nucleus; synapse
Molecular function (GO): mRNA 3'-UTR binding; mRNA regulatory element binding translation repressor activity; ribosome binding
Source: RefSeq, a predicted model, not a curated record
CUCGGCUCGGUCCUUAGGAGAAGGACUCAGCCGCGGCUGCGGGACCCGGGCACCGGGAGGCGGUGGCGCCGGCGGCGGCGGCGGCGGUGGCAGCGGCGACAGCAGAGGAGAAAGAGGAGGAAAAAGGAGAGAAGACGAGCCAGGCGGAGGAGUCCGCAACAACAACCGCGGGGACUGCGGGACCGGGGUAAAGCGACGGCGGCGGCGGUGGCGGCGACGACGACGACGACGACGGCCCAGCAACCGUGAGGAGAAAACAAAAGCCUUCUAAAUUAUAGUUAAAAAAAAAUCUCGGGGGAAAAAGAGAGAGCUAAGGGGUUGAGGCCCUUCUCCGUUAGGAUAACUACACUAGCGGGUUUUUCCUUUUUUUUCCUCUUUCUCGGGCGCCCCCCCCCCCCUGCGGAGAAUCGAACUGAGAGAACCGAACAAACCGCCCCUGGGUCCCAUGAGGGAAAAAAACCCCGGAGCCGCCGAGAGGGGAAGAGGCCGAAACCGCAGGACCUUCCAGGUCGCCCCCUUGGUCCCCGCACGCCCGGGCCGCCGGCUCGUCCUCGUCGAGUCUCGCUAACCCUUCCCGAUCGCGACCCCCCUCCGAGGGAGGAGAAACGGGUGUCUCCGGCCCGUUUCAUGGGGGAGAGGAAGCCGCGGGGGAGCCCAGGAGCAGCGACCGCGGCAAGACCUGCACCCGGAGCCUCAGGACCAGCCCCCGAGGCCGAAGCUGCAGCCCGCGCAGGAGCAGGACCGCGACCCGGAACGGCCGGACCCCCCCUGCGAUCGCCUUCCCAUUAGUCAAUGCCGAUCGCCUCGCCCGCAGCCGGGAACCCACCUCCCGCCCCAGAUAGUCUAAUAUAAUCUAUCUAUCUAUAUAUAAAUAUAUAAUAUAUAAUGUUCUUAAAUUAUUCCUGAUUUUUUUAACCAAGCUGCCAAGAAAAGAACGUAUUCUCCCCUUUAGCCCUGUUCUAAUUUCUACGUGAGUGAAUCUAAACUGCUGAGGAAGACCGUCUGUGAUUGUUAAAUUAUAUAUAUAUAUAUUUUUACUCCGCGCAAUGCUUAUUCUUCUACGUGUAUAGAUGCUUGAGGAGCUGUGUUUUUGUCAUUCAUGUACAUUUUCCUUUGGAAAAAGAAAGCGCCUAUUUUACUAACCAAAGACUUGAUUUUUUACCCUCUUCGUUUUUAUUCCCUCCUAGAAAUAAGCCCAGUUGGAUUCAUGUCAAUGUUUUAAGAGAUUUUGAUUUUUCAGUUUUUUUUUUUUCCCCUUUCAGAGACCAGAAUUCCAAAUCAGAACUAUUUAGGGUGAUAAGCUGCGAUCUUUGAGCUAGCUAUAAAUAAGACAUUUCAAACAGACAUAUUUGGGGUAGAGGAUACAAAGGCGUGAGACAUCAGGUUGUCAUUUUUUUUUUUUUAUUGUAAGAUUCUGCUCCUAAAAAUAAUAAAUGGGGGAUUACGGGUUUGGAGUGCUAGUGCAAAGCAACACUGGGAAUAAAUCUGCUUUUCCAGUCCGGUUCCAUCCGCACCUGCAGCCUCCACACCAUCACCAAAAUGCCACCCCCAGCCCUGCUGCUUUUAUAAAUAAUAACACAGCUGCCAAUGGCAGCAGCGCCGGCUCAGCCUGGCUCUUCCCUGCUCCUGCCGCCCACAACAUUCAGGAUGAGAUCUUGGGGUCAGAGAAAGCAAAAAGUCAGCAACAGGAACAGCAAGACCCUCUGGACAAGCAGCAGCUCUCCCCCAGCCCAGGCCAGGAAGCUGGAAUACUGCCCGAGACCGAGAAGGCAAAAUCGGAGGAAAAUCAGGGGGACAGCUCUUCGGAAAACGGCAACGGGAAGGAGAAAAUCCGAAUCGAGUCACCAGUGUUGACAGGGUUUGAUUACCAGGAGGCCGCGGGGCUGGGCACUUCCACCCAGACCCUGACGUCCAGUGCGUCCUCGCUCACCGGCUUCAGUAACUGGUCGGCCGCCAUCGCGCCUUCCUCCUCGACGAUCAUCAACGAAGAUGCCAGUUUCUUUCACCAGGGAGGGGUCCCAGCUGCUUCAGCUAAUAACGGUGCUCUGUUGUUUCAAAAUUUCCCCCACCACGUCAGCCCUGGCUUCGGAGGCAGCUUCUCCCCUCAGAUCGGGCCUCUCUCACAGCACCACCCUCAUCAUCCUCACUUCCAGCACCAUCACAGCCAGCAUCAGCAGCAGAGGAGGUCUCCUGCCAGUCCCCACCCGCCACCCUUCACACACAGAAAUGCUGCUUUCAACCAGCUGCCGCAUUUGGCGAAUAAUCUCAACAAGCCCCCCUCUCCAUGGAGCAGCUACCAGAGCCCCUCUCCGACACCGUCGUCUUCCUGGAGCCCAGGAGGCGGUGGGUAUGGUGGCUGGGGAGGUUCCCAAGGCCGCGACCACCGCAGGGGGCUGAAUGGGGGAAUAACGCCCCUGAACUCCAUCUCACCUCUGAAGAAAAAUUUUGCAAGCAAUCAUAUUCAGCUGCAGAAGUACGCCCGCCCCAGCUCUGCCUUUGCUCCUAAGUCCUGGAUGGAGGAUAGCCUGAACAGGGCUGACAACAUUUUUCCUUUUCCGGAGCGCCCCAGGACCUUCGACAUGCACUCCCUGGAGAGCUCCCUCAUUGACAUCAUGAGAGCUGAAAACGACUCGAUCAAAGGUCGUCUAAACUAUUCCUAUCCAGGAUCCGAUAGCUCUCUGCUUAUUAAUGCAAGGACAUAUGGGCGAAGGAGAGGUCAGUCUUCGCUGUUUCCGAUGGAAGAUGGAUUCUUGGAUGACGGCCGUGGGGAUCAACCUCUUCACAGUGGCCUGGGCUCACCUCACUGCUUCACUCACCAGAACGGAGAGAGAGUAGAGCGAUAUUCUCGCAAGGUGUUCGUGGGCGGACUGCCUCCGGACAUCGAUGAAGACGAGAUCACAGCCAGUUUUCGUCGCUUUGGCCCGCUGAUUGUGGACUGGCCGCACAAGGCGGAGAGCAAGUCCUACUUCCCCCCCAAAGGCUAUGCAUUCCUGCUCUUUCAAGACGAAAGCUCUGUCCAGGCCCUCAUUGAUGCUUGCAUCGAAGAAGACGGAAAACUCUACCUGUGUGUCUCCAGCCCCACCAUCAAAGACAAGCCAGUGCAGAUCCGGCCUUGGAACCUCAGCGACAGCGACUUCGUGAUGGACGGCUCGCAGCCCCUCGACCCACGGAAAACUAUAUUUGUCGGCGGCGUUCCUCGACCGCUGCGAGCUGUGGAACUUGCCAUGAUAAUGGACCGGCUGUACGGAGGCGUGUGCUACGCUGGGAUUGACACCGACCCCGAGCUGAAGUACCCGAAGGGGGCCGGGCGGGUCGCGUUCUCCAACCAGCAGAGCUACAUAGCUGCUAUCAGCGCCCGCUUCGUCCAGCUGCAGCACGGAGAGAUAGAUAAACGGGUGGAAGUCAAGCCAUACGUGUUGGACGACCAGCUGUGCGACGAGUGCCAGGGCGCGCGCUGCGGGGGCAAGUUCGCGCCCUUCUUCUGCGCCAACGUCACCUGUCUGCAGUACUACUGCGAGUACUGCUGGGCCGCCAUCCACUCGCGCGCCGGCAGGGAGUUCCACAAGCCGCUGGUGAAGGAGGGCGGCGACCGCCCUCGGCACAUUUCAUUCCGCUGGAACUGAAGGAGGGCCGCCGCAGCGCUCACUUUCAGGCCGCGGGAUGAGCGCGCUCUUCUGUCCACUUGGCCCCUUGCUCAGCCCCUUCGCGCCGGCCUGCCCUGUGUAGCGUCUGGAACUCGCCAGUCGCCCAGUCGCGUGGCGGAGAGAACGGCCUACGCCGGAGGGGUCUGCAGACUCUGCGUCACCGACAACGGUGCGGGCGAGCUCCCGGCUCGCGUCGCCACCGUGUGGCCGGGAAGUUUCAUCCCCUUGUUUUGCUGGAGAGCAAGGGGAUCCAAACUUCCUGCGGCAUUUUCGUAGAGGAGAGAGAGAAAUAUGAAGAGAGAAAUGAAACAAUAGAGUAUUUUGGGUUUUUAAUUAAAUUAUUGUUAAUAAUAUAUAAGAAUACUUUUAUUAAAAUAACCAUGCAACAAUAACACUAUCCGUCUAUCCUGACACAGUUUGUCCCCAGGGAGACGCUUCUGCCUUUUUCUUUCGUUCCUUUCACCUUGGUUGCCUCUGUUUCCAUCCCCUUUGUAUUCUUUUAACAGCAGUGGAGGAAGUUGACGAUCACUAACAGGACAGAGUCCGUGAAGGCAAACGCAAUGGCCUGAGCAAGACGAAGCAGCAUUAUCACUAACUCGGAGGGUUCAGAGGCCGGACGUCCUUUCGUGCCGCCUCAGAGUUACUUCCACAUCAGAAACGGAGGAGUCGCGUUGGCAGAGCUAGGUGUAUUUUCUUUUAAACAAGUUGUACAAUUUAGAAUGUAAAAAUGGGGGAAAUUUACUACUGAGGGGAGUGCACCUAUUUAUUUUUAAACUUAGUUAUCUGGUCACAGCCCCAGGAAACCUACCAAAGCUAGAGUUAACGACAACUGGUGGGAAAACUAGCAUUUCCUCUCCUGAAGAUCUAAUGUAUAAAUUUUAUUUUUGAUGUUCUGUAUAAACUCUAUAUCCUAAUUUUCUAACGCUCAUCGGGUGUCAGCCUUUGCUCUCCAUUUUGACGUCAAGAAAACAAACACAGUGGAUCUAGAGACACCGCCAGGGUGUCGCUUCUGGCUGCGUUGUACAGAGCGCUUGUAGCCAAAACUGGAAGACAAAAUCAAUCUACAAAUUGGCUGCUGAUGGGCUGCUGAUUGGCUUCCUUUUAGACUUAAAGUUACUUUGGGUAUCCUGUAAUUUAGUUGUAACAUAGAAAAUGGGGAAAAAGUUUUAAAAAAGUUAAGUAGUUGCAAAGUGUUUUGCACUGUUGAACUAAGUAACUGUGUAGAUCUGUGCAAAGAUACGUAUGUUUAUCUUACUCUUCCUAUAAAAUAAAAUAACAUUGCAGUUUCAGAACUUAGCAUGGGACAUAGUCAGUGUUUGAAGUGCCAACUUCAUCCAGUAAUGCAUGCUUUAUUAUAAAUAAAAUCUAGCUUUGAAAGGCGUUAUUAUGUGUUGAACAGUAUGCUUCAGGGGUAAAUUUAAAAUAGUCUCUUGAAGCCCUGGUCAUGGAAGUAACUUUUAUUUUAAUUGACUUUAUCUUAUUAAAUGCCCGAUCCACCAUUACGAGGAUUAUUAUCGGUGUGCAAAACAUUGUUUAAGUAGAUCUAACGGCAAUCUUGCUAGUCGUGCUACCUGACAGUACCAUCUCGGAUCCUUCAAAACCAAAGACUUGCCCCAGCGCUGUGGUGGAACCACCUGGCUGACGCCCCCUACUGGUUAUCUUGAGGAAAAGCAGUCCUUUAUUUUUAAUACGGGCUUUAAUGAACUGUAUACCUGUGAAGUUCCAAAGGUCAAAAUGGAGACAUUUGCUGUCUGACAGUGCAGCCUAGAGCGGGAGCUGCUUUCCGAGAAUUCCCUGCAAAUGUUGAAAGCGGUCAUGCGGAGGGAGGGUGCUCUUGUGUGGCUGGUCAGGGACUUUCUUUCUUUUCUCCUGAACUACAUGAUUCCACGUGGAAUGUUCAUUCGCCUCUUUCUUCUUUCAGACGCUUGUAGGUGGCUUGGGGUGUGCUCUUGUGCUGUUCCUACUCAGUAAACAGGUGUGACGAGCUAACGAGAAAUAACGCUGCUCGAGAACUAGCUUUGAAUAAUGAUUUUCCCCUUUGUACAUGACCUGCUGAAUUUCGGUACAGUGUUUUGUAGCUGACUUAUUUCGUCAUGCACAUAAUGUGUAUUUGUCAUGCACUACUUUUGUAUAUCUUGUUUUUCCAGCAGUGAGCAUUUUUAGGCACACUUUUCACUGACGGGAUAUCUCUUUAUGCAAUACCUCAAUUUUUCAUAUUGCAAAGAGUAGCUUUUUGUACUUUUAUUACUGAGAGAUCUUCAUAUACUUCAUUUUUUAAUAUAAAUAAUUUUAAUAAAUUUUAUUUUCUUAUAUUCUGCUUUUUAUACAUUUCAGUGCUCUGCAUACAUUGUAAACUAUGAAUGUCGUGCACUGGCGAUGCCGUCGUAGCGUCUGCAGAGGAGAGAAAGCAUGUCGCUCUAACGUCCUUCCCCCGCACCGGCCGCCGGUGCGCCUAGGAUUUAAGGAGUAGUCUAUGUGACGUCACAAAUUAACGAAACAAAUUCGCAUGAAAAUGACAGAUAACACUGUAGUUCCUCAAAAAAAAAAUUAAAUGCCUAAGCAUAUGUUAGAAAUUUAAAAUAACAAAAAUUGUCUACAGCUUCUUACUGAGUUUUUAAAAUUAUUCAUAACGCAGACAUUUUUGGUGAAUGUGUAGCCAUUUUUAAUAUUAAUAAAUUGAUGUUAAGUGUUUGAUUCAGAGAUGUCUGCCCUUUUAAAUUAUAUAUAAGGAAAGAAUAAAACAGCCUGCCGUGGGGCGGGCACGUAAUGUUAGUGUGCAUGACUAAUGUAAGAAACCGCUAUUCUACUAACACUUCCUUGUGAUUGUGUGACAAGUGUGUUUACAGAUUAUUUGGUUACACUUCAAUUUACAGGGCAUAAACAAUUAUUAUCUAUUACUCUGAACUUUAUUGAUUACAUGUCCUUCAGAUUACAUGGGAUUGUAGUUGGGAGUUACCAUGUAACUCAAAACAUAAUUAACAUGUAAUUAGUUUACAGAUUUUAGGGUAUCACUUCAAUUUACCAAGCAUGUAGUUGUAGCGCACUUAGCAUGGCACCAGCCAUGUACUUACAAUGUAGUUACAGAGUAAUUACAUGGUUAUUUUUGCAAUGUAAAAUAAAGUGUUUCUGAUUAUUUUCUAUGUAAAGGAGCCCCCCCGCCCCCUCUGGUCCCCACGCUUUGGUAUAAUCUAUCUACUUCUCCAUACACAGACCUCUGCAGAAUGCAAAAUAAAACUUGCAGUGAGUGAAUUAGCAUUUUUUGAGAGUGCUGUUGGAAAGACUUGAUAAUUCGCCCCUUUUGUUUUGAAGAGUUGAAUCUUCUGUUAAAAGGUGAUUUGAAACUUGAAUGUGAUGAAUUGUGGCAAGUUAACUUCACAUUAUGUGCAAUACUUAUUUCAAACCUUUGGAAGAUCUUUGCAGUGUAAUUCUUUGUUUUUAAUUGCAGACAUUUAAAAAUGUCAUUUUCUACUGUUAAGAGUAAUCCUCUUUCUUGCUGGUGUUUCUAAAGAAAAGAAUCAGAAAUCAAUCUUUCUACUAAUGUAAAUUUGAGAUUAUUUUUAAAAAUGGAAUAAAAGAGGUUUUGGUCAUUUGCUUUAUUUUAUUAUCUUAUUUUAAAGCUACUGUGAUUGAUAGCAUUGUAAGAAUCGGGACAAUAUUGUAUUCAACUGUUUUAUUUUUUAUAUUUUUAAAAUUUAAAGUAUAAUUAGUUUUUAUAAUUUGCAUCAGAUUUUUGUUAUAUUUUUUGGAAGUGAAACUUUUAGCAAGUGGGUGUCUAGUUUUUACUAAUCCCUAAUGUUUUUUUCCCCAGUGUAUUGCUCAUCUUUUCAGAAGGAAAAGUUAUUUAAGUAUGUCAGUUAAUUGUACUACUUGGCUGAAUUUCCAUAUAGUUUUUACUGUGUAUGGGGAGGUUGUAGUAUUUAUUAUAGCAUUUUAAAUAAGGGUAAUUCAUUUUUUAUUAAAGUCAUUUUCACGUUAAGUUCUUAUUUUUGUAUGUUCUACUCUUAAGUUAUAUAACACAGUUCCUUUUUUAAAAGAGUUCAUUUGUUGAAGUGCUAGUGGAAAAAUUAAUGUUAUUAAAUAGUUUGCAAAUGACUAUUUAUACCAGUAUGCAUAUAAUUUUUAAAUAUUUGUAAUGUGAGAUGUUGAAUGAAUAAAACUUUUAACUCAG